Messenger RNA from Rana temporaria (common frog), 1162 nucleotides. RefSeq names its product mitochondrial ribosomal protein L18 (gene MRPL18). The transcript has 4 exons. The record is from RefSeq and is a predicted model, not a curated record. Gene Ontology annotation, cellular component: mitochondrion; ribosome. The coding region runs from base 174 to 701 and encodes 175 amino acids. NCBI's taxonomy places the organism in Eukaryota, Metazoa, Chordata, Amphibia, Anura, Ranidae. Gene Ontology annotation, biological process: translation. Gene Ontology annotation, molecular function: structural constituent of ribosome; 5S rRNA binding.
ACAAAGAUGGCCGCUCGCUGAACGGACAUUGUAAGGUUACCGGAAGUGCUCUGUGUGAAGCAUGUCAGCGCCCUGAACUGUCCCAGUGUCCGGUGUAUUACACAUCUAACCGGAGAACGUCUAUUAGCGCAGCUGCAUGUCCGGGUAACGAUCGGGAGGCGAUCCCCACAGCAAUGUCCGUUCUUCUACGAGGCAGAUUGCUCAUCCAGGCUAUCCGUCCAGCCAGCAGUACUGCCAGUGUUCAUGUCUCUCCAGCAGUUGAGGUGGACACGCAUGAAAAUGAAAUUGUAAACCCUGAAUUCACCAAUCGGAAUCCUCGUAACUUGGAACGUCUAUCUCUUGCGGUUAAGGAUCGUGGCUGGGGCACAGUGUGGCCGACCAGGGCAUACUGGCAUAGGUUACGUUUGGAACGCACUGGACACCAUGUUAACGCAUUGGUGGAGCAUGCAGAUGGCAGAAUUGUGCUCUCUGCCUCUACCAGAGAAUGGUGUGUGAAAAAACAUCUCUAUAGCACCGUAGACUCAAUGGCUUGUGAAAAUGUAGGCAGAGUUUUGGCUCAGCGCUGUCUGGAAGCGGGAAUACACUUUAUGCUCUAUCGGGACGUUCCUUGGGUCUUUCGAUCUGAAUCGGUGCAGCGGCUUCGGAAAGCAAUGAUCGAAGGUGGAAUAUUGUUAACGGAACCCCCCCGCACAUAUGAAUAACGUUACCAAGAACAUUUUUAUUUUAGUGAAGGCGACUAACCAAGCUUGUCAAUAUGCAAAAUAAUCAGUUUUUUGGACAAUAUUCUGAAUUUGUUUUAUUGAGAUUACAACUCUUGGUGUGUGGGGUUUUUUUUUUUUUGUGUAAGUCUCUAUCGGAUUUGCCAUCUUCUGUCUCUUGGGAAUGUCCCCAAUGAGGACGGACUACAAUAAAAAAACAACUUUCCCCAAACUCUGGAGAUGGGUUUUUAUUUACAGAACCCCAUAUCAAGUCUGACUUUACAAAGUGAUGUAUGUUCAUGUUUUCUCUUUAAGGUGUAUACCAAUCUUACCACAACUUUUUAUUUGGUGAGCUCUGGGACCACAGGUGAACAUACAAAGAAAUAAAAGCUAUACAGGACAUUCUCAUAAUACUUAAGCAAAAAUGAGAAAAAAUAAAUAAAUAAAGUUAUGGUGUAAAAAAA